Molecule: messenger RNA, 219 nt
Organism: Debaryomyces fabryi
Lineage: Eukaryota; Fungi; Ascomycota; Pichiomycetes; Serinales; Debaryomycetaceae
Exons: 1
Coding region: 1-219 (72 amino acids)
Source: RefSeq, a predicted model, not a curated record
AUGACGCUGAUUGUUAGAAUUAACAACGUAUUGGAACAGUUUAGGCACGAAAUGGGGGUGUUCAACAACGAAAUGCAGCAGUUUAGAAAUGAAACAAACCAGCGAUUAAAAAACUUAGAAAUAUCAAACAGAACUUCAGUUUCACGUUUUGAUAGCCAAUCGGAGGAUGAAGGGGAAAUCGAAACUCCUCUGAUGCCAUGCUAUUUAAUAGCUCCUUAA